CUGGCCGCCGAUUUUGAAGUCACAUAGAAUAGACAAGCAAAAUGGUUCUCGCCGUCGAUCUCCUCAACCCGACUCCUCAGUCGGAGGCUCGCAAGCACAAGCUCAAGACCCUCGUCCCCGCUCCCCGAAGCUUCUUCAUGGAUGUCAAGUGCCCCGGCUGCUUCACCAUCACCACCGUCUUCUCGCACGCCAACACAGUCGUCGUCUGCCAGGGAUGCUCACAGGUCCUUUGCCAGCCAACUGGUGGCAAGGCUCGCUUGACAGAGGGCUGCUCUUUCCGAAGGAAGUAAAAAGUUCGCGCAUGUGAAUAGGGUGGAUCAAGGUCUCAUUCGUCAUGAGGGAUGCGUCGGGAAAGUGCACCAUACCGGCGUUUGGGUAGAAGAGGCAUGCUCCUCUUGGGCAAAAUCAAUCUGUUGGCCACGCAGGCCGAACGUCAAUUGUGUCUCGACACUUUCGUCCCAUGGAAUUCCUGUGCCCGCUCGUUUCCUCUUACAAACAUCAUCGUGUGCGCUGUGAAGAACAUGGUCCUCGGCUGGAAAUGGAUGGUAUCGAAUUUUUUUGGCCAGCAGCAAUUGAUGUUACGGUUGACCCUUGGUUUGGUCUUUCGAAGUACGCUCAAAUCGAAGAGACUAUUCAACAUACCACAAUCAUCACACCCCAGUGAUCGAAGACCAAAGCACCUGUGAACAAUGAGGGGAUCCGCAUCGUGAGACGACAACCUUCUGGCUGAUAUCCUUACUUGCCCUUUCGUCCCCCCUUUCCACCUUUCAAGUCACCAAU
Molecule: messenger RNA, 780 nt
Organism: Aaosphaeria arxii CBS 175.79
Lineage: Eukaryota; Fungi; Ascomycota; Dothideomycetes; Pleosporales
Exons: 3
Coding region: 42-290 (82 amino acids)
Biological process (GO): ribosomal small subunit assembly; translation
Cellular component (GO): ribosome; cytosolic small ribosomal subunit
Molecular function (GO): RNA binding; structural constituent of ribosome
Source: RefSeq, a predicted model, not a curated record